UAAAUAACGUUCAUCUUACAAACGGUUGUCAGGCCUCGUUCGCAGAAGUUGUGUGCUGCAUGUUGAUUCGACUAUUCUUUUAAUUUUAGUUUUAUAAUUUGUGUUUUACUUAGGAGCAUCUGUUCCUUGUCGCAAUCCGUAUCGUGUGUUGUUUGACACAUAACUGUGAUUAUAUACGCUUAAGAUCAUGGAUAGCGAAAACGCUACAAUUUCGGGCAAUCGUCUUGCUUCCUACAAACAUGGAGCUAAAACUAAUACGGAGCUUCGCCAGCGGCGCCAUGAGGUCACUGUGGAGCUUCGCAAGAACAAGAAAGAGGAUCAGCUUUUCAAACGCCGAAACAUCAACAACGAAGAGCCAUCAGUCACUUCACCUCUGCAAGAGAACAACUCUCAGAGUCCCGUUGCGCUUAAACUGGAGGAUAUACUGGCUCACGUCCACAGUGGAAAUCCUCAGAAAGAAUUCGCCGCUAUUCAAGCGGCAAGGAAGAUGUUGAGUCGCGAAAAGAAUCCACCAAUCGACACGAUGAUCACCAUGGGUCUCGUGCCAAUCUGUGUGCGGUUCUUGGACAACUUCGAUAGACCAGAUUUGCAAUUUGAGGCGGCAUGGGCACUGACAAAUAUUGCUUCGGGCACUUCCGACCAAACGAAGACAGUUAUCGAAGCGGGUGCAAUCCCGAAAUUCAUUGCCCUCCUUAGAUCACCCUCGAACAAUGUGGCUGAACAGGCUGUUUGGGCCUUGGGUAAUAUCGCUGGCGAUGGUUCCAAGGCUCGAGACAUUGUGCUGGAAUAUCAAAGUGUUGAAGCGAUCAUUUCAUUGGUGCAGAAUCCUUCCACCCAGAUUUCAUUCCUUCGUAACAUUGUGUGGCUGAUGUCAAACUUAUGUCGCAAUAAGAAUCCUCCGCCGCCAUUCCACCGUAUCGAUCAGAUGAUUCCUAUUCUUUCCGUUCUGCUGGAGCAUGACGAUGAUCAAGUAUUGGCGGAUGCCUGCUGGGCAUUGUCUUAUGUUACAGAUAAUGAGGAAGCAAAAAUCGAGUCCGUGGUAAGGGCACGAGCAGUUCCUCGAUUGGUUCGCUUGCUGGGACGCGAGAAUCCGGCCAUCGUCACACCCGCUUUGAGAAGUGUCGGCAACAUCGUGACGGGUAAUGAUGCCCAGACAGACGCGGUACUGACAACAGACGCUCUCACGUUGUUGGGCAAUUUACUUCACCAUUCGAAGAAUAGCAUCGUGAAGGAGGCUGCGUGGACAAUAUCGAAUAUCACCGCCGGAAAUCAGCAACAAAUCGCAAAAGUGCUGGAAUCAAAUGUCAUUUCCUCACUGGCACUUGUGCUCGAAAAGGGCGACUUCAAGUCUCAGAAAGAGGCCGCUUGGGCCAUUACGAAUACCACAACCGGUGGAUCCCAGGACCAGAUUAUCCAAAUGUUGGAAAAAUAUCCGAUUAUAAGACCGUUCAGUGCUUUGUUGGAUGCCAAGGACAGUCGCACUGUGCGGGUUGUGCUGAACGGGAUCGCAAACAUCUUCCAGGUGGCGGAAAAACGUGGCGGAUUGGACAAUCUGUGUAUGAUGUUUGAGGAGAUCGGGGCGCUCGAUAAACUGGAGACGUUACAAAACCACGAAAACGAGGAUGUCUAUAAGAGAGCUUUCGAGUUGGUUGAAAAAUACUUCACAGAUGAUGAUGAUGUGAACACCGGAUGUGCCCCUAAAGAAGUGAACGGUGCUUUCGAGUUCAAUGCUAACCCUGAAAUGAACGAAGGGAAGUUUUCAUUUUAAGAUACAUAUUUACGUCGUCAACAUUUAGUACUGCAAAUGUGAGAUGUGAGAUCAAGACUGCAAAAAUUGAACUGCCUUUCCCCGACUUUGUCUAACUGUAUUGAAUUUUGUACGUUUAUUACUGUGUUGAAAAAAAACUGCAUGAUGCCAGCAACUGGCGCAUUUGUCGGAUGUAAUUAUUUACUGCCUCUUUUUGCAUAAGUAUAAAUUAAUUUUUGAACAAA
This is a messenger RNA of Toxorhynchites rutilus septentrionalis, 1992 nucleotides long. It is a transcript of the gene Pen, whose product is annotated as importin subunit alpha. The transcript is spliced from 4 exons. Gene Ontology annotation, cellular component: cytoplasm; nucleus. Lineage: Eukaryota; Metazoa; Arthropoda; Insecta; Diptera; Culicidae. Gene Ontology annotation, biological process: NLS-bearing protein import into nucleus. The record is from RefSeq and is a predicted model, not a curated record. Bases 188 to 1768 code for a protein of 526 amino acids. Gene Ontology annotation, molecular function: protein binding; nuclear import signal receptor activity.